CACCUCUGGAUAUCAUCGCCGUAUGUUGGUGCGACGCGUCGUCUACUCUUACCUUUCAUGGUUUGGGAUUGACAUGACCAGUGAAGGCAUGAGUCCAUCUCCCUACAAGCCGCAACACUACUUACAUACCUGGUUAGCCUAACGAAACAUGUCACCUAACGUUGUAAUUGUGGUGGUCCUGGCCGCCAUGGUCCUCUUCAUCGCAGUCGUGGUCUGUCUCUGCACAAUCUGGUGGCGACACAGCCUCCGCGCCGGCUACCACAACGACCGCUUCCAGCGAUCUCGGACUGGCCAACGCGACACGACCGUCAAGAAGACAGAGCUCGCAGAGCGAGGCGCAGAGAGAAAAUGGCAAGAAGGAGGAAGAACGCCGGCUCAACCCAGCAGACAGAAGACUCCUGCACCUCCACGGCGACCACCACCUCCUCCAACUCCACCUCCGCCACCCCGACCUCUCCCACCCGCUCACGGUGGUAAUUCAAUCCGUCAUGACAAUCAGCCGUCGAGGCAGGAGUGGCCUUCUGUACCUCCAGCACGUAGCAACAAACCCCCGACGCCGGAGGAAUGGGGCCCUGCACCUCCAUCCCGUGGUAGCAAGCGCACACCCAGUAAACAUGGGACGCCUGCUGCUCCGACUCCGGCUGCUAAAGUACCGACUAAGCCUCCGUCGCGGGACGAGUGGGAGGCUGAACCUCAAGCUCAACCUCCUAGUAAGGCGGCUUCAGAUAAGGAAUGGGCACUACCGCCCGAUCCGCCAUUUGUUGCGUCUGGAGGUGUCAAGCGCGGUUCAAAGAAGAGCUGGCAAGCUGAGAGCAAGCCUGCUUCUAAUAGAGGGGGCGCCUAUGAUACGCAAGGUUACCAGCAGCAGCAGCAGCACGGAGGAGUCGAUCCUAAUGCGUUGACAGCGGCAUUGCAGCAGGCGAAUGAGGAGACACACGAGGAGCCUGCAGAACCAGAGGGUGGAUGGUAGGGGGAGUGCUGUGGAAUAAGUUGAAUAACGUGGGAGUGGAGUGUAGCAUUGAUAGUUCUAUUUAAGGCGACGGAGAUGGUCGCUGCCGGCCGCCCGAGGCGGUGACGUUGAUCCCCGCGAGAGAGCCGGCGAUGCCUUCGGGAUUCCCCAGCUCAUUCCCUCCUCCUGUCCUCCCUGUUUCUGUCCCUUAGUCUCGUGAACUUAGCCUCUGCUUUCUAAUCCUCCUGUCUGAUUCAUGAUUUGAUCUGUCACACCCACUCUCUUAGUAUCUAGGCUGCUCCAUCAGCCCCCCGACGCCAUGUGGAACGACGAGGAUAAUAACCCGUACGGCGCAUUCGAUAACGAGGCGCAUCUCUCCGAGUCGCUGCAUUCGGCCACCCUUUCUC
Molecule: messenger RNA, 1356 nt
Organism: Aspergillus neoniger CBS 115656
Lineage: Eukaryota; Fungi; Ascomycota; Eurotiomycetes; Eurotiales; Aspergillaceae
Exons: 1
Coding region: 149-970 (273 amino acids)
Source: RefSeq, a predicted model, not a curated record